CACGAGAGUGUUUUGGUUCAACUUUUGAUUGAUUGAUUUAUUGUUUUCUCUGCUUAGCUUUGAUUUUUGAGCUUCCGUUUUCAAUGACACGUCCCUCGUACAUGUAUCUUUGUUGACGGACUGUCUUGUGCCUUGAAACCGACCGCGUAUAUGGAGCUGCCUCUUGGAAGUAUAAUUUCCCAUUUUAUGUAAGCUCAUCCGCCUAAUAGCUACAAGGACGACUAAUUGCACUCUACCCCCUGUUGCGUUGCGCCGAACUUGCUGGUAGCCUCUGCGGGUAAUAUAUCGCCACACAUGUCCAGCAGUAGUUGUAAUGACAGUGACGUCGACGCAGACGAUGUGGACUGGAAAAGACGAGCAAAGCGGUCCAGGCCUACUGAUGUCGAGCCUGUACAGUCUGCAGGCUAUUCAUCGAAUUCUUCUUGUCAAACGGUGACGAGUUCUCACAGCAGCAGGUCUGGUUUGGGACAGUGUGCUGCGCCGGCGCCAAGCACAACAACUGUAGCAUCCCAGACUAGUAGGCACUCCGCAUCUGUCACUGAAAGGCAUCAUGCGCAUGCUGAGGCUGUAGGGAGUUGCAGUACUGCUGCCUUGACUGGUCAUCCCCAUGGAGUGAUGCCUGCGCUGCAAGGUAAAGGUAUUCUUGGAGAGCACCCAUUCACCGAUAGAGGUGGCAAUCUCGAAGCCCAGUCACGACUCUGUCACCACUUGCACAUACGUUAUGACAUGGACACCGAACACUUUAUCAACAUCGUGGAGCAAUACCUGGGAGAGCCCCCCGCUAAGCGAAAUCACCUGAAGGUUUGCAUUGGUGUGAUCGGCAUUCGUCGCACUGUACGUCUUCUUGUCGACACCGAUGACACGAUGAGAACAGGAGGCAUGGAUACACAGAAUCACAUUCGGAAACGAACAGCCGGUGGCGUCUUUUACACGCUGAUGAAAAAGGCCCCUUUCAUUCGUCCUUCAGAGCAGAGUGAAAUCACUGCCCACGAAAAGGAGGCGCAUAAGCUGGAGGCCAAGAGGAAGAGGAAGCAGAAGCAGACGGAGGACCGGGCGCGCCAGGCCGCGCUCUUUCGACAACGAACAAUGAACCAAUCUUAGGAACCUCGCUGUAGUUAGUCACUGUAUGCUGCUUGUUUUAAUAUUCAAUAUUAGGGUGUUUGAAGAGUCGGCGUGGAGAAAAUCGAUUUUGGAUGGCUUAUAACUGCUAGUGUUGGACACAAACUACGGAUAACAUGCAACAUGUUGGUCCUUUCUUUUUAAAUUUAAUCCUUGGCUCUCCAUCCGAGUCUGAUAAUAAAACUCUUUUUAAAAAAUUCUUUAAACUCGUUCUUGUCUGGCCAUGUUGGCAUCAAUGAUAUUCUUUGUCUUAUAAUAUCAGGGUGCAUUCUUAUUUUUCUCUAGGUUCUCGGAAAAGAUUUCGCUUGGAAGUCAAGGAAACUGGAAUAAUUUAGGAGCGGAAUUCGAAGAUCUUGAUUGUACAACUUUCCCUUUUCGCAUAGGCACAGUGCGUGUUACAUUCGUGUCACUCAAGAUUGUGGGCCCCUUUGGCGCUUCACAUGUGCAAAAGAUGUCCGAAUUCUUCGAGACCCGUUCCUAAAUUUCCAGUUUCUUCGACUUUCAGGAGAAAUUUCUCUGAGAAGCUAGAGAAAACAAGAUCGCACCCCUAGCUUUCCAGGCCUAUUUUUUCUUUACUCUUAGGUUAGCUGUAUUUAUCUUCAUUUUUGUGUUCUUGUGUUGUUCUUUGUCAGGGAACGUAUCACGUCGUUUCUCUCAAUACUCCGCGAUUGUAACGUUAGGGGCCAUAUAGAGCAGGUUGAACUAUCUUCUUUGGUCUAUCAUUUCUUUUUUCGUCCGGAAAAGGGUAGAUUUAUACAUACAUAUGUCUUGUCUUUUCUAUUUGCCCCCCCCCGUCCUCAAUGAAAGGAAGAUGUGGUGUAUAGUGAUUGUCACAACAUUGUCUCCUCUCUCUCUGUACUGUCUCUCUCUCAUCUUUAUUAAAAUGUGCAUGCUCGAUGUAAAUAAAUCAGUCCUUGUCUUGUCCCGCAA
This is a messenger RNA of Sycon ciliatum, 2049 nucleotides long. RefSeq lists its product as uncharacterized. The record is from RefSeq and is a predicted model, not a curated record. The transcript is spliced from 6 exons. Lineage: Eukaryota; Metazoa; Porifera; Calcarea; Leucosolenida; Sycettidae. The coding region runs from base 295 to 1101 and encodes 268 amino acids. Gene Ontology annotation, cellular component: nucleus. Gene Ontology annotation, biological process: snRNA export from nucleus.